Molecule: messenger RNA, 1558 nt
Organism: Alternaria alternata
Lineage: Eukaryota; Fungi; Ascomycota; Dothideomycetes; Pleosporales; Pleosporaceae
Exons: 1
Coding region: 461-1180 (239 amino acids)
Source: RefSeq, a predicted model, not a curated record
CGACGAUCACUCCUCUCAGCUCCACAAGUUCGCGCACAUCUUUAAGCUGGCCAAAGUUCCUUCCUUCACCAGCAAGCCCGCCGCAUUCCCCAACCGUGCCAUAUUUUGUGGUCUUUCUACCCGUUGACGUGUUCCCUACUAGUCAUUUCUAUAUUCUGUUUCGCGCACGGUGGCCAGUGUUGUCAUAGCAGUUUGAGAGUUGGGUUGCGCGCUCCGAUCUAGUUGAUUGGUAGGGCGUCAUCAGGCAACGCAGGGCAAGGAAGCAGGGAAAACCUCUGUAAAUGAGGCGAAGAGGAGGCGAUUGAAGCCCAAGAGACCCACUCCCUUCACCGGACUUUUGUUGCGACAGCUCUUCUAGACCCUGGACGUCGUUGCGCUGGCACAAGACUCACAGUCAUAGUCAUUGUUGUCGACAAACCUCAUCCACACGCAAAUACCAUAUCAACGUACUUUGCGCUGAAUGCGCUGGGCGUCCAAGUACACAUUACACCAUCGCAUCCCGACAUCUGUCGUUCGCGCACAUACAUCGCGAUCAACAAACAACCCCAGGGGAUCGUCAAUACCACUUACAGCCUCACUCCUCCCAAAACCAACUCUACUCAUAUCAUCUUCCGACGCCACACAAACAAACACCAUGGGUAGCAGUUGGAACCCCUUUUCCACGGGCUCGCCCUCACGACGCUCAUCAUCCUACCGCCCCGGCUACGCUUCCUCGUCCUACUCUUCAUCAUCGCGCCACCACAGCUCAACAUCGCGGUACAAGCGCUCACCCCGCGACUCGUACAUGCAACACCUCUACAAAAAACUACAACAUUUUCUCCGAGAAAUCUGGCGCUACGCUCAACGCCAUCCCUACAAAGUCUUCUUCAUGGUCAUCAUGCCGCUCGUCUCUGGCGGUGUCCUCCAUAAACUUGCUCGCCAGUUCGGUGUCAACCUACCCGAGAUGGGUGGACAGGGAGCAAGAGGCGGGUACUCGGGCUCCGGUCACCACAGCAGCAGUGGAGGUGCCAGUGGCGGCUACUAUGGUAGUCAGGGAUAUGGCAUGGAAAGCAGCCGAAGCGGCCCGAGUAAUGGUGGCGGAGGCAUGAUGGCGGGACUUGGCAAUAUCGACAUGCAGAGUGUAGCAGGCGGAAUCGGUGGGCUGGCUAACUUGGCGAGUAUGGCAAGCAAGUUCAUGUAAAGCGGAAGGGAGGCUGACGCCUCUUUCUUCUAGGAACGGUUGAGAAUAUCUUUACUAUCACGAGGGUCGUGGGGAAUCUCACAGGGAGUAGGAAUGAUUGGUGACAUGAGGAGAUGAGGAAGAGGUGGGAUCUUGGUUGUCACACCUGGUAAAAGGCGGCAUUUUUGUUUUGUUGUGGCACGACGUUACGACAGCAUGAGGAGAAGCGUGUGUUGGCAUUCCCACCACGCUUUCUCCUCUUUUUAUCUUGGGCCUUUCAUGUUAUUUAUUAGAGAUAUCCCUCCUUUGCGUAGGCUUAGACCUACAUGGCGUUCAGAUGCAGAUACAAACAUACUUUCUUCAUAGGUCUCUAUUCACUUUAUAAGCAUGAGAAUCAGU